Messenger RNA from Miscanthus lutarioriparius, 2088 nucleotides. The record is from the annotation of a GenBank genome assembly. Lineage: Eukaryota; Viridiplantae; Streptophyta; Magnoliopsida; Poales; Poaceae.
AUGGAGAGAUCCUCUUACGCGUCAAGGAGCUCCAGCGAACUAGCUGCCGCAGCUUCCGGAGGGGGAAGGACGCUGAGGGUGAUACCGAUGCGGCAUCCGUUGGGUUCUGGGUCGACGUCUUCCUCGUCGUCGCCGUGGUGGCGGGCGGCUGUGGGAAGGGCUCGGGCCAUGGGGCCACUUGAAUGGGUGGAGGCGGCCUUGCCGUGUGUGGCGUGGACACGGAAGUACAGAUGGAAGGAGGACCUCCAGGCCGACCUCGCCGCGGGCAUCACCGUUGGAGUCAUGCUUGUGCCCCAGGCAAUGUCAUAUGCAAAGCUUUCUGGGCUGCACCCAAUUUAUGGGCUUUACACAGGCUUUGUCCCAUUAUUUGUAUAUGCAAUAUUUGGCUCGUCACGACAACUAGCAGUAGGUCCAGUGGCACUUGUUUCUCUGCUUGUAUCCAAUGUUCUUGGGGGUAUAGUUAAUUCAUCUAGUGAGCUGUACACAGAAUUAGCCAUAUUACUGGCAUUCAUGGUUGGGAUAUUGGAGUGCUUGAUGGGAUUGCUAAGGCUUGGUUGGCUUAUUCGUUUCAUUAGCCAUUCUGUAAUAUCUGGGUUCACUACAGCUUCAGCCAUUGUUAUUGGUUUAUCCCAGAUAAAGUAUUUCUUAGGUUACAAUGUCACAAGAAGCAGCAAAAUUAUACCACUCAUUGAGAGCAUAAUUGCAGGAGCUGAUGAGUUCUCCUGGCCUCCAUUUGUGAUGGGAUCAACUUUUCUUGCGAUUCUUCUAAUUAUGAAAAAUAGAGGAAAAUCCAAUAAAAGAUUGCGUUUCCUAAGAGUUUCUGGUCCUCUUACAGCUGUUGUGCUUGGAACAAUUUUUGUGAAAUUUUUUCAUCCACCAGCCAUAUCAGUGGUUGGUGAAAUACCACAGGGUCUUCCCAAGUUCUCCAUUCCUCAAGGAUUUGAACAUCUAAUGUCACUUGUGCCAACUGCAGUACUUAUCACUGGUGUUGCCAUUUUGGAAUCUGUUGGUAUUGCUAAAGCUUUGGCAGCGAAGAACGGGUAUGAGUUGGAUUCUAACAAAGAGUUAUUUGGUCUGGGCAUAGCAAAUAUCUGUGGUUCAUUCUUCUCUUCAUAUCCUGCCACAGGCUCCUUUUCUAGGUCAGCAGUGAAUAAUGAAAGUGGGGCAAAAACUGGGUUAUCUGGAAUCAUAAUGGGCAUAAUCAUUGGUAGUGCUCUCUUAUUUAUGACCCCAUUAUUUACUGAUAUACCUCAGUGUGCAUUGGCUGCAAUUGUGAUUUCUGCUGUUACUGGCUUGGUAGAUUAUGAAGAGGCCAUCUUCUUGUGGUCUAUUGAUAAGAAGGAUUUCUUUUUAUGGGCAAUCACAUUUAUCACAACAUUGGUUUUUGGCAUUGAGAUUGGCGUCCUUGUUGGGGUUGCAUUCUCAUUGGCCUUUGUGAUCCAUGAGUCAGCAAAUCCGCAUAUAGCUGUCUUGGGCCGUUUACCUGGCACUACUGUGUACAGGAAUACAUUACAGUACCCUGAAACUUAUACGUAUAAUGGGAUAGUAGUGGUUCGAAUUGAUGCACCCAUCUACUUUGCCAACAUUAGCUACAUCAAAGACAGGUUGCGUGAGUAUGAGCUCAAUCUUCCAAGUUCAAAUAAGGGACUCGAUGUUGGAAGGGUGUAUUUUGUUAUCCUCGAGAUGUCCCCUGUUACAUAUAUUGAUUCGAGUGCUGUUCAAGCUCUUAAAGAUUUGCACCAAGAAUACGAAGCACGCCAUAUUCAGAUUGCCAUAGCUAACCCAAACCAGCAAGUGCACCUUUUGUUGUCAAGAUCGGGCAUCAUUGACUUGAUAGGUGCUGGGUGGUGCUUUGUGCGAGUGCAUGAUGCUGUGCAAGUAUGCCUGCAGCAUGUGCAGAAUUCAUCUUCAAAUGCGUUGAAGCUGGCUGUUCAGGCAUCAGGUGAGUUGUCCGAUUCUGUUUCAACUCCUAAACCAGAGCAGCGGCAUCAAAAGUACUAUGGCUUCUUCAAGAACCUAUGGAAGGCACAGGACUACGCGGAUGCUGGUGGUGAGGUGCAGCCGCUGCUCCGGCAAAAUCUUGUGUAA